Messenger RNA from Monodelphis domestica (gray short-tailed opossum), 5565 nucleotides. RefSeq lists its product as uncharacterized. Lineage: Eukaryota; Metazoa; Chordata; Mammalia; Didelphimorphia; Didelphidae. Gene Ontology annotation, molecular function: DNA-binding transcription activator activity, RNA polymerase II-specific; RNA polymerase II cis-regulatory region sequence-specific DNA binding. Gene Ontology annotation, biological process: regulation of transcription by RNA polymerase II. The record is from RefSeq and is a predicted model, not a curated record. Gene Ontology annotation, cellular component: nucleus.
CGCCUCUCCAGCCUUCGGGCCGCCCCUGCCCCACGUCUCCUCUUCCCUCACUCCUUGGACACGUAGGCUUGGGUGAGGGCCGGGCCCUGGCCCCAUCGGCGCUGCGGAUGGCCCAAUUGAGAUGAGGCCGCCGCAGGCCUCACGGGGCUCACCUUCUGGCACAGGGACUCGGAGGGGGGUUGAGGUGCAGUGUAUGUGCACGGAUAGGUAAGGCGGCCGCCCUCAUGGAGGAGGUGGCACACAAGCUGAUCCUUGAGGCACACCCAAGAGGUGGCGAAUUCCAGGCCUUCGCGACAGCCUGGGCAAAGGCGCCGAGGUGGGAAGUGGAAUGUGUGCAAAGAACAGCUGGUAGGCCAGUUUGGCUGGAAUGAGUUCCAGUUCCUAAGUCAGACACCAUCUUCCAGAUGGAGGGAGAGGAAAAGCUAAAGAUUGUGGAUCCAGAAGUCGAUGAUAAAGAUUCCCAGAAGGGAAGCAACAGCCCAGAUUCUAAGAAUGAAACUGAAAACCAAAUGUCUGUUUCAAGAGAGGAAGUUUCCAAAGUAGAAUCACAAGGGAAGUUAUUGGUAGGUUGCCAAGGGGCCAUUUCCCAGGACUCCAAAGUUGGAGAAACUUGUGGAGGGGGGGACAGGUUAGAGGUACAACAGGAAAAGCCAGAAGGGAAAACUCUGGAAGGCUCACAUGACCAAGAGAGAGAGUUUGGUACCAAGCCCACCUGCACAAGCGAGCCCCCAGUAGAAAAUGAAUGUGGGAAAAGCUCAGAUCCCAUUCCACAGGAGAUAGAUCCUCCAGCAGAGAAAGCCCAGAAGUGUGAUUUGCAUGAGCAUGGCUGUAGGCUGAAUUCAGAACAUAUAAAUAAAUCCAAACCCCAUGGUGGAGACAAACCUCAUAAAUGUAAUGAGUGUGGCAAAGCCUUCAGGAGGAGCUCCAACCUCAUUCAGCAUCAGAAAAUUCAUAGCGGAGAGAAGCCCUAUAAGUGCAAUGAAUGUGGCAAAGCCUUCAGUCGCAGCACAACCCUCAUUCACCACCAGACAAUUCACAGCGGAGAGAAACCUUAUGAAUGUAACGAAUGUGGCAAAGCCUUUAUGGCAAGCUCUGCACUUAUCCGCCACCAGACGAUUCACAGUGGAGAAAGACCCUACGAAUGUAAUGAGUGUGGAAAAGCCUUCAGUAGGAAUUCCAUCCUUAUCGAACAUAAGAGGAUUCACAGUGGAGAGAAACCUUACGAAUGUAAUGAGUGUGGGAAAGCCUGCCGUGGGAGUUCAAAACUAAUUGAACACCAGAGAAUUCACACUGGAGUGAAGCCGUAUGAAUGUAAUGAAUGUGGGAAGACUUUUAGUCAGAACUCGCACCUUACUCAGCAUCAGAGAAUCCAUACUGGAGUGAAGCCCUAUCAGUGCAGCGAAUGUGGGAAAGCUUUCAGGCAAAUAGCAACUUUCAUUAAUCAUCAAAGGAUUCAUAGUGGAGAGAAGCCCUAUGAAUGUAACGUGUGUGGCAAAGUCUUCAGGGUGAGAUCAGAUCUUAUUCGACAUCAGAGAAUUCAUAGCGGAGAGAGACGCUAUGAGUGUAAUGAGUGUGAGAAAACCUUCAGCCAGAGCUCAUGCCUUAUUCAGCACAGAAGGACUCAUAGUGGGGAGAAACUUUAUGAAUGUAAUGAGUGUGGGAAAAAUUUUAGUCGCAGCUCAAACCUUAUUCAACAUCAGAGGAUUCACAGUGGAGAGAAACCCUAUGAAUGUAGUGAGUGCGGCAAAGCCUUCAGCAGAAGCUCAAACCUCAUUCAGCAUCAGAUGAUGCAUACCAGAGUGUAAAGAAUAUGGCAAUGCCUUCAGUCAGACUGGUCUAGGAUGUAGAGAAAGAUGAGUGAUCUUGGCAAGUCACCAGCCCUUCUUGGGUUUCAGUUUGGUCCUCUAUAAAAUCAGGAGCUCGGGCUAGGUCCUUGAUGAGAUCUCUGUCUUCUCUACAGCCUGUCCUUCUGACAGACUGAAGAUUCACAUUGAGGCUGCAUGCCCUCUGUCCUGCUGCUGGCUCAGUGACUUGACUGGAGAGCCGGGGUAGCUCAGUGGGAAAAGCAUUGAACCUGACCUAACAUCAUGUCUCAGCAUCUACUCUGAGCCUGUUUUCUCCAUUGUGAUGGGGAGAAUAACACUUGUUACCUACCUCACAGGGUUGUUGUGAGGAAAGCCCUUUAUAAUCUAGAGUACUAUAGAAAUGAGGACCACUAGGACUCCUACUGAGCACAGUGGUUCCAUGGGAAUAAGCUAAUAAGGGUCUCUUCUCUUAAUAUAAGAAAGUGAUGACUUUGAAGAAACCCUCUGUGGCAGCACUGCCAAAGAUAAUCUGUUCCUGGACAAAAGGGAAGGGAAAAUCCCAAUAGCAAAGGCAAUGUGGCCUAGUGGAAAGAGCCCUACAUAGGUCCAUCUACCCUGCAUGCCUGGAAAUCUUUGUGAUCAUGGGCAAAUCCUCUCCCCUCCCCAUGCCUCAGUUUCCUCUUAUGUAAAAUGGAGGCACUAGUACUUGAAUCAGUUACCUCCCAUAGAUUGUUGUGAGGAAAGUGCUUUGUAAACCUUAGGAUGCUGGAGAAGGGGACUCCCUGUAUCCGAUCUUGGUUAUUAAGGAGGGCUAGGAUUUGAACCUUUGACUCCAAAUCCAGGGAUCUUCCCACUGGGCCAUGCCACUGAAAGGCUUUCAAUGCCACUGAAGCUCCUUGUGCAAGAGGGGCACGUGGUUGGACCUGCACUUUAUGAAAAAAAAAAUUCUGGUGGCUGGAUGGAGGAUAGGCUGGAGUGGGGUGAGACUGGUUCCAGCCCCCCCUAUUCCCCAGCAGCUAUUGCAGUAGUCCAGAUGGGAGAGGGAUAAGGACCUACACCAGUGGGGUGGCCAUGUGAGGGGAAAGAGGUAGAGAGUUGUGAGGACUACUGUAUAAGUAGAAUCCAUAGGACUUGAGAACUGAUUGCGUAUGAGGGGGUGAGGGAAAGGAUGACAGAUUGUGAAUUGGGGUGAAUGAAAGGAUGCCUGGCAGAGUUGUAGGGAAAUCAGGAAACUAGUGAGCUCCAUUUUGGACAUGAAGAGUUUGAGGGAUGCCCAUUGCUUUCCCAUAGAACUAGAAUGUACUUUUGUCAAUAGUCAAUAAAUGUUUAUUAAGCGCUUACUAUGUGCCAGGCAUUGUUCUAAGCACUGAAGGUACAAAUAAGAAAAAGAAGGGAACACCAUACACGAGAGGAAGCUGAAAAGGGUGGGGAGGAGCAACAGCCACCAGAGGGCACCUGGCAUGAAGGUGUGAUUGAUGUUCAUGGGAUUCAAAACCAGGCAGAGCAGCUGAUUGAAAACGAAGAGUUGGUGAGGGCCAGGGCCUCUGCAUUUGGAACAGAAAGGGCACUGGACUUUGAAUCAGAAAUCUCGAAAGGGAUUGUGUUACUGUGAGAGGGUCAGGCAAAGCUCUCUGAGUCUUGGCUUCUCUUCUAUAUGAUAGGGACAGUAUUAUUGCUCUUGAGGAGCUUGCAUUCUCAUGGGGGAGACAGCAGGAUGAAUGAAAGGUGAGCUCUGAGGGAAAGAACAGAAAGUGAGAUUGAAGCUAAGCAGUGAAGGAGGUCAUAGAAUACAGAACUAGGAGAUGGAGCAUUUACGUUUGAAGAGCAGCAAGACUGUACAGUGCAGGGAAGGGAGCAAAAUGUAAGAAUACUGGAAAGGUACUGGAUUUUAUAUUUGAUCCUGAAGGUAAAAGGAAGCCACUCUUAAUUCAUUGAGUAAGGAAAUGACCUGGUCAGACCUCUACUUCGGGGAAAUAUUUUUGUUCACAGGAUGGCUUGGGGUAGGGAGAGACUUCAGGAAAGGACAUCUGCUAGGAAGGAAUGAAUGGCCUAUUUUUUUCCCAGGCAAAGUCCUCAGUUGAGAGGGUUUAGAGAAAGAGAAGCUUGAGAAUGAAUGAAAAGGCUUGGAAUAACUGCUACAGUGAGUAGGAGAGCUAAUCAAUCAUUGAGGUAGAAAAGCAUUUCCUUGCUUGGUGGAACUCAAAGGUGUUGUUUUUUGGAGGGGGAGGGUGGACAUGGAUAGGCGACAUUAACACAACAACCAUAUGGCAGAGACAGUGCAAUCUUUUUACCCUCAUUUACCUGAUACUUAUCCCCAAACCUAGUUAGAUGGAUCCUUAGGGUCAAGCCCAAUCAAAACUUCUAGCCUCCCCUAGAAAUGGGAGGCACUGGAGUGAGGAGCAGAGAAGCUGCUCACACACCAUCACCCUUUGCCUCCAUUACCUCACUUAGAAAACAAGGGGUUUAGACUAGAGGACUUUUUAGGUUCCCUCUGCCUUGAAGUCACAGCUUUUUCUUUUUGGUGUCAAUAACCCAGCUGGUAAUUGCUCCAAGGUCUUGAAUCCAAGCCUAGUGAAAGUGGAGCCCUGGCUUCCUGGGAAGAGGCAGCACUGGCCUGGGGCUUUAGAAACUUGAGACAGCUUUUCAUCUUUGUGGCCCUCCUUGGCUUCUGCAGGUAACUGCUGGAUGACUCUAGAGCUGGAAGGAAUUCUAGGGAUCACCUGGUCGGAGCCUCUUUUAGAGGGAGAAACUUUAGUGCAGGACAGAAAUGGAGAGCACUUGCCCAGGGUCCCGCAGUGAAUGAACAGCUGGUGGGGACUUUUAGAUAAUAAUACCUAGUUCCAUCCCUGUAGAUCCUGAGAGAUAAAGUGGUCAGGAUUCACACUGGGGUCUUACAGCUCUGAGGUUAGUAUUCUCUGCACGACCCCUUGAAUGUUUAUGGAAUGACUUGGGGUGAGGUCAGAGGGUGCUAGCAUACAAGACAGCUGUAUGAUGGACUUAACACUGCAGAAUGAGCCGUGCAGUUUUUGGACAUGGCUAAUGGGAACUUGUUUUGCUUGACUAUGCAUAUUUGUUACAAAGCUUUUGCUUUUCUUUUUUAAUGGGGGGGGGGGGGAGGGCGGGCGUGCUAGAAAAAGGAUUUUUGCUAAUUGGAAAAAAACACAAAAAGAAUAAUAUUUGGGGAGUCAGGAGAUUGGUUCAAAUCCUGGCUUUUAAUCUCUUGCCUUUCCUUUCUUGGGAGCAAGGCCUCUGCGUGUCUUUCUUUCUUGGAUCCUCAGUGACUAACGGUGCUGUGCAAAUAGCAAGCAUUUAGUAGGUGUCUGUUGGCAGCUGGGUAGAUGGAGUGCUGAUCUCAGCCUCAGGAAGACCCAAAUUUGAAUCUAGCCUUAGACACUUCCUAGCUGAGUGAUGCUAAGCAAGUCACUUAACCUCUCAGCCUUAGUUUCCUCAUCUGUAAUAUGGGGAGAAUUGUUGAGGAUCAACUGCGAUAAUACAUGUAAAGUGCUCUAUAUAACGUUAACUAUUAUUAUUCUAUUAUUAUUGUUAUUAUUCGUACUGAGUGGUCUCUGGAUGGACGGACGAGUGGCUUCAUCUCAGCCUCCGACACUCACAGUUGGGGAUAAUGCCUGUAGUAUCUACCUCAGGUUUGUCGUGAGACUCAAAUGAGAAAACGUCCGUCCGGUAAAGCACCUUGAUGCCUUAAGCUAGGAUAUAAAUGUCAGCUAUUCUUAUUUUAAUAAAAUUCAUUGAUGCUUUGGGG